UUCCUCUCCUAUCCCACGCAUAAAGUCAAUCGCCUCCUCGAGCCUGGGCCUGUGGUACUCGUUACCACCGGGUCCCUAGCCGAUCGGACGCACAAUAUCAUGACAAUGGGCUUUCACAUGAUGAUCCAACACGAGGAACCAACACUCAUCGGCGCAUGUAUUGGACCGUGGGACAAAAGCUUUGACAACCUGAAAAGAACCGGCCAAUGCGUGCUUGCAGUACCGGCUGCGGAGCUGCUGGAGCAGGCGGUUGAUAUUGGCAACUGUAGUGGCGAAACGGUGGAUAAGUGGGAUGCAUUCGAAAUGAUCCCUCUGGAAGGGACUGCCCAUGCGCCACUGGUUGGUGGGAAGGAUAUCAUGGCCAAUAUCCAAUGUGUGGUUCAUGAUCGAGCGUUGGUGGCGACGUACAACUUGUGGAUACUGCGGGUUGUCCGCGCAUGGGUGAACAGAGACCUCGACUUGAAUUAUGGGCAGAGCAAUCAGCAACUAGAGGAGCCCUGCGGUGCUGUUGGUGGCGGGAAGAGGCAGAUGAGGAUGGUGCACCAUCGUGGGGACGGGAGGUUUGUGGUGGAUGGGGAGGAGCUCGACUUGAGGGAUAGGAUGAUCAAAUGGGAGGAGUUUCAGGACUAA
Messenger RNA from Aspergillus aculeatus ATCC 16872, 630 nucleotides. Its product is annotated as flavin reductase family protein. The transcript has 2 exons. NCBI's taxonomy places the organism in Eukaryota, Fungi, Ascomycota, Eurotiomycetes, Eurotiales, Aspergillaceae. Gene Ontology annotation, molecular function: FMN binding. The annotation marks the transcript as partial. The record is from RefSeq and is a predicted model, not a curated record.